Messenger RNA from Lathyrus sativus (Indian pea), 516 nucleotides. The record is from the annotation of a GenBank genome assembly. Lineage: Eukaryota; Viridiplantae; Streptophyta; Magnoliopsida; Fabales; Fabaceae.
AUGACUUCCAACAUUGGCUCCCAUUACAUACUUGAAACCCUUCGCAGCACACAGGAUGACAAAAGUGCAGUUUAUGAUCAGAUGAAAAGGCAAGUUGUUGAGUUGGCUAGGCAAACAUUCCGCGCAGAGUUCAUGAAUCGAAUUGAUGAGUAUAUAGUUUUCCAGUCUUUGGAUUCCAAUAAGAUCAGCAAAAUAGUGGAGUUUCAGAUGGAACGUGUGAAGUACAGGCUCAAACAGAAGAAAAUUGAUCUUCAUUACACACAAGAAGUUGUUAAUCUUCUUGGUGUAUUGGGUUUUGAUCCUAAUUUUGGAGCAAGACCAGUUAAAAAAGUAAUACAACAAUCGGUAGAAAAUGAAAUUGCAAUGGAAGUUUUAAGGGGAGAUUUCAGAGAAGAGGACUCAAUCAUUGUAGAUGCUGAAGAAACUUCAUCAGGCGAGGAAGGCUCCUCCAUAAAGAGGCUGAUUAUUAAGAAGCAGGAUAGUCUUGUUGCUGAUGCAAUGGUUGCCAAUGAUUAG